AUGUCGAUGGACCAAGCAAUUUGUGAAGAAGCAUUGUACAUCACUAUAUAUGAUGAUAGUGAUCAUUAUAAUUCUUGCAACGUUAAUGUUCCGUCGCUUAGUGAAGAUGACACACAACAUGUGAACAAAUUUAGUUUCAAUUGUUUAUUAGUUGGGGAAAGAUCUAUAAACGUUGUUCAAUUAGAGGACGAUGUAAUGGCAGUGAAUCAUGAGUUAUCCGAUCACACUGAAAUUCCAAUAGAAGAAAUCCUGUACGUAGGAUUGAGAGUUGUUUCCUUGCAGCGGGCACAAGAGUUUUAUUCUAAUUAUGUAGAAAAAGUUAGCUUCGUGACUAGGAUUAGAAAUACUAACUUUGACAAGACCAGAAAGGAAUCAAAGAUACCCAUUAACCAAUUGUUACACUGUAGUCAUGAAGGUUAUCGGGAAUCUCGAGUGAAGGUAGCAACUCGGAUAAAGAGAAUAAUAACAGCCAGAUGCAAAGCAAGGAUGUACAUGAUACUUGAUAGGAAGAAGGAUAAUUGGAUGGUGUCCAAAUUAAAACUGAAGAACACUUAUCCGUGUUCUGCCAAGCAAGCUGUGCAUUACACUGAGUACAGAAAACUGACCAUGCAUGCCAAGUGUGUGAUUCAGAACAACGAUGAGGCUGGCAUACGGCCCAACAAGACUUAUCUCGCACUGACGAAUGAGGUUGGUGGCUCGUUGAAUUUGGGUUACUCAGAAAAGGACGUGAGGAACUACAUUACGAGCAAUCUGCGUUGUGCUGAUGGAAACGCAUAUGUGAAGGAAAUGAUUAGCUAUUUCAUGCGAAUGAAAGAUAUCAACCUGAAUUUCUUUUAUGCAGUUGAUGUAGAUAAAACUAACAAAUUUAAAAGUGUGCUCUGGGUAGAUGCAAGAUGUAGGGCGUCUUAUGAAUAUUAUGGUGACGUAGAAUCGUUUGAUACAACGUACAGUAGAAACAAGCACGGACUUCCAUUUGCAUCUUUUGUUGGUGUCAACCAUUACGGCAAGUGCACGCUGCUCGGAUGCGCUUUGCUAGAAAAUGAGAAAAUUCGUAGCUUUGAGUGA
Molecule: messenger RNA, 1065 nt
Organism: Arachis duranensis
Lineage: Eukaryota; Viridiplantae; Streptophyta; Magnoliopsida; Fabales; Fabaceae
Product: protein FAR1-RELATED SEQUENCE 5-like
Exons: 5
Coding region: 1-1065 (354 amino acids)
Source: RefSeq, a predicted model, not a curated record